Messenger RNA from Cutaneotrichosporon cavernicola, 2034 nucleotides. RefSeq lists its product as uncharacterized. Gene Ontology annotation, cellular component: nucleolus. Bases 1 to 2034 code for a protein of 677 amino acids. The transcript is spliced from 4 exons. Lineage: Eukaryota; Fungi; Basidiomycota; Tremellomycetes; Trichosporonales; Trichosporonaceae. The record is from RefSeq and is a predicted model, not a curated record. Gene Ontology annotation, molecular function: GTPase activity; GTP binding.
AUGCCGCGCAUCAGGAAGAAGACGUCCAACCGCCAGACGACGCGCGACCGCGCCAAGAUCACCAAGAAGGUCGCCGAGCACAAGAAGAAGGCCAAGCGCGACUCCAAGCGCAACCCGACAUGGAAGAGCAAGAAGAAGCCAGACCUUGGUGUGCCCAGCUCGUUCCACCUGAAGGACCAGGUGCUCGCCGAGAUGGCGGACGAGAAGCGGCGCAACGCCCAGGACAAGAUCGCGGCCAAGGAGGCGGCACGGCGCGCGCGUGCCGGAGAGGCCUCGGACGACGAGGACACUCCGGGCAUCAGCUCGUUCAAGUCAUCGGUGCUCCCGCGCGAGGCUCUCACCGGUGUUGCUCCACUGCCUGUUGAAGAGGAUGACGAAGUGCCCGACCUGCUUGACUCUGACCUGCCCACGCUGCAGGCGGCACUGGACGCGGCCAACAUUGUCCUCGAAGUGGUGGACGCACGUGACAUCCAGGGCGGACGGUCUGCUCACGUUGAGAAGCUCGUCACGGACAGCGAGAGCCUGGUGUGGCUCGUGGUCAACAAGGCCGACCUUGUGCCCCGCGAGGCACUCGAGGGAUGGCUUACGGCACUCGACUUGCCCGCCUACGCCGUGUCGGCAAAGGAGGGAUGGGGUAUCGCUGAGCUCCUUGCGGCGCUCAACACCGCGGCCAAGAAGGUGGAUGAGUUCAAGGUCGCUCUGCUCGGUCUCCCCAACGUCGGCAAGAGUGCUGUCGCCAACGCCCUCCUAGGUACGGACAAGUUCAAGGUCCGCCCAGGGACGCUCGCAUCCAGCUCAAAGCACCCCGCUCCCACAACGGCGGCAUGUGCGGAGGCCGAGCUUCCGGGCGGCGUCCGUGUGAUCGACACACCGGGAUGGGAGUAUGUCGAGGAGGAGGAGAGCGAUGAGGACGACGAGGAGGAUGAGGAGGGUGAUGUCGAGAUGGACGACGAGGAGGACGACGAGGACGAGGAGGAGGCAGCUGCGGCAGCCGCCAAGUGGGACGCGCUCGAGGCGCGUGUGGCUGGCGACCUCCUCCGCCGCAACCUUGGCCGCGUGGACAAGGUCAAGGACGUGUUCCCCCUUGUCAACUACGUCUUCGCGCGCUCCAAUCCCCAGGACCUCAUGCUCAAGUACAAUGUGCCGUACUUCCCCGCUGGCGACCUGCAGUCAUUCCUGACAGGACUCGCGCGAGUGAACGGCCGUGUCAAGACGCGUGGCGACCCAGACCACGAUGGUGCGGCGCGCAUCGUCCUGCGUGACUGGUCGCUGUCUUCGUUCCCGUUCUACACGGUGCCACCCAAGGGUGCCGUCUCAACGAUUGACCAGGUGGACAACUCGAGCGUCCUCUCACAGUUGAAGACGCGCAAGGAGAUGCGCGCGUCGGGGCUUGUCAAGUUCCGGGCGAGUGACGUUGACGAUCGCGAGAUCUUCCUCGACGACGACUACACUGCGGUCGGGGGCCCCGAGUCGGAGGACGAGGACGAGGACGGGGAAGGCUUCACGGACGCCGACUUUGCUGGCUUCGAUGGUGAGGAGGAGGGGUCAGACAAUGACGAGGAGGGCAGCGAUGACGAGGAGGAUGGCUCGUUCGUCGGGUCAGACGAGGGCGAGGAGGUGGAGCUCGAGUCUGGAUCUGAGCCGUCGUCUCCCUCAUCGCUAGAGGGUGACGAGCUGCCGUCUGACGAGGAGGAGGAGAGUGAGGAGGAGGUUCCAGUACCCUCGCGCAAGCGCAAGGCGCCGGCCGCACCCGUAGAUGUGCGCAAAAAGGCUAAGACUGUGUCGUUCAAGGCCAAGCCGGAGCCCAAGACCGCAAAGCGCGAGGUGAGCGAGGUCAAGUCGAUCCUCAAGGCAAAGGCAAAGGCGGACGAGAAGCCAGCGAAGAAGGCCAAGGUAGCCGCUCCCAAGGACACGGCAUCCGCCAAGGCAAAUGGGACAACCAAGCCGAAGCCGGUCGUGACGGCCAAGUCCAAGGCGGUGUCUGCAGCAACCAACGCGGGCUUUGAGGCGUACGACUUCUCUAAGCACUUCUAG